CUGCUGUUUCAGGAGACCAACCCCGGCGUGCGGUACCAGUACACCAUCCAGCGCCCGGCGGACAGCGAGAACGAAAUCGAGCAGGCGGAGGUCUUCUGGCGCUCUGGCCCCUGGCCCACCUGCCCCGCCACGUGCGGGACCGGGGUGCAGCGGCAGAUCGUGCACUGCGUGGAGAAGCUGGCCGGCAUUGUGGAGGAGCGGUACUGCGAUGCGCUCACCCGCCCCGACGACCAGCAGAGGACAUGCAGCGAGGAGCCCUGCCCGGCCAGGUGGUGGGUCGGCGAAUGGCAGAAAUGCUCGGCCUCCUGCGGCCAGUCGGGGCUGAUGAAGAGGACGGUGCUCUGCAUCCAGAGCGUGGGGCUGGACGAGCAGAGGGCCUUGCAGCAAGCAGACUGCCAGCACCUCUCCAAGCCAGAUGCCACCGCACCCUGUCACCGGGAGGUUCCCUGUCCCUCCCCGUGGGCCGUGGGGAACUGGUCCGAG
Messenger RNA from Pelecanus crispus (Dalmatian pelican), 483 nucleotides. The record is from RefSeq and is a predicted model, not a curated record. Lineage: Eukaryota; Metazoa; Chordata; Aves; Pelecaniformes; Pelecanidae.